This is a messenger RNA of Ictidomys tridecemlineatus (thirteen-lined ground squirrel), 4241 nucleotides long. NCBI's taxonomy places the organism in Eukaryota, Metazoa, Chordata, Mammalia, Rodentia, Sciuridae. The record is from RefSeq and is a predicted model, not a curated record.
CACCGGACUGGGCGGAGGCGCUGACCUCGGCCUAGGAGGCUUUGGAUCCCGGAGACGCCGCUACCCGCUGGGGCCUGCGAGUCGCACGCCCUCCCCGAGCUUCUGCUUGCCGCUCCUUCGCGGGGCGAGGUCAGGUGUCCCCGUUCUCUUCUUUCCCUCCCCCACCUCGGUACCCGCGGGAGAUCCUGCCCGCCCCCUUUCUCAAGGGUGUAGCAGGCUGCGGAGCUGACGGCAGCCCCGCAGCCACCCUUCCCAAACUCUCCGGAAGCCGCCCGAGCUCAGGCCGCUGCAGCUCCGGCGGACCCACUGUUGGACCAGAGGCCCGGUCCUCCUCCCGCGCCCAAACUUGGAGCACUUGACCUUUGACUGUCGGAGGAGGCAGGCCCGCAGGUGGCUGGACAGCUGCGGCGCUGGGAGGGCAUCUUGCCUGGGGACCGUCGGCUGCACUCCCGGACUCUGGGCUUCGCUUCUGGGAUUGCAAGGUGUUCACUUAAGGCGCAUGUGGAUUGAGACCUAGAGUCAUGGAUGUUUGCGCUCGUCUUGCCCUGUGGCUCCUCUGGGGGCUUCUCCUGCAUCAGGGCCAGAGCCUCAGUCAUAGUCAUAGCGAGAAGGCCACAGGAACCGGCUCAGGGGCCACUUCUGAGGAGUCCACUGCAGCAGAGUUCUGCCGGAUUGACAAGCCCCUGUGUCACAGUGAGGAUGAGAAGCUCAGCUUUGAGGCAGUCCGCAAUAUCCACAAGCUGAUGGAUGAUGAUGCCAAUGGGGAUGUGGAUGUGGAAGAAAGUGAUGAGUUCCUGAGGGAAGACCUCAAUUACCAUGACCCAACAGUGAAGCACAGCACCUUCCAUGGUGAGGACAAGCUCAUCAGCGUGGAGGACCUGUGGAAAGCAUGGAAGUCCUCAGAAGUAUACAAUUGGACCGUGGAUGAGGUGGUACAGUGGCUGAUUACAUAUGUGGAACUGCCUCAGUAUGAGGAGACCUUCCGGAAGCUGCAGCUCAGUGGCCAUGCUAUGCCAAGGCUAGCUGUAACCAAUACCACCAUGACAGGAACUGUGCUGAAGAUGACAGAUCGGAGCCAUCGGCAGAAGCUGCAGCUGAAGGCCUUGGACACAGUGCUCUUUGGGCCUCCUCUCUUGACCCGCCACAAUCACCUCAAGGACUUCAUGCUGGUGGUAUCUAUUGUUAUUGGUGUGGGCGGCUGCUGGUUUGCCUAUAUCCAGAACCGUUACUCCAAGGAGCACAUGAAGAAGAUGAUGAAGGAUUUGGAGGGUUUACACAGAGCUGAGCAGAGUUUGCAUGACCUUCAGGAAAGGCUACACAAGGCCCAGGAGGAACACCGCACAGUGGAGGUGGAGAAAGUCCAUCUGGAGAAGAAGCUACGCGAUGAGAUCAACCUGGCCAAGCAGGAAGCCCAGCGGCUGAAGGAACUGCGGGAGGGUACUGAGAAUGAGCGGAGCCGCCAAAAAUAUGCAGAGGAAGAGCUGGAGCAGGUUCGGGAGGCCUUGAGAAAAGCAGAGAAGGAGCUGGAAUCACACAGCUCAUGGUAUGCUCCAGAGGCCCUUCAGAAGUGGCUACAGCUGACACAUGAGGUGGAGGUGCAAUACUACAACAUCAAGAAGCAAAAUGCUGAGAAGCAGCUGCUGGUGGCUAAGGAGGGGGCUGAGAAGAUAAAAAAGAAGAGAAACACACUCUUUGGUACCUUCCAUGUGGCCCACAGCUCUUCCCUGGAUGAUGUGGAUCAUAAAAUCCUAACAGCUAAGCAAGCACUGAGCGAGGUGACAGCAGCACUGAGGGAGCGCCUGCACCGCUGGCAACAGAUCGAGAUCCUCUGUGGUUUCCAGAUUGUUAAUAACCCUGGCAUGCACUCACUGGUAGCUGCCCUCAAUAUAGAUCCCAGCUGGAUGGGCAGUACACGCCCAAACCCCACCCACUUCAUCAUGACCGACGACGUGGAUGACAUGGAUGAGGAAAUUGUGUCACCGUUGUCCAUGCAGUCCCCCAGCCUGCAGAGCAGUGUCCGGCAGCGCCUGACGGAACCACAGCAUGGCCUGGGAUCUCAGAGGUUGGUAGAGGGCGAGGCUGGCCACUUCUUGACGAGCCGGGUCUCUCUGUGGCGAAUGCGCAGCCUUUCAUCUGGACAGUCUUUCAGUUCUGAAGGCCACGGGACCAGCCCACCACCUGCCUCUGCUUCUUCUUCCUGUUCCUCUUCCAUUACCACCACCACCACCACCAUCACCACCGUCCAUGUCCACCCUAUUUAUUAUCCCCACAGCACUUCCGAUUUCCUCCAGAUGGAUCCCUACCCUGACCCACCCCCUUCUGACAGCACCGCUGUGAUGCCUGGGCAUUCAGAGAGCUUGGGGGAUUUGACCCAUUCCGAUUCGGAGUCCUCCCUCCACACGAGUGACCGCCAGCGUAUGGCCCCCAAGCCUCUUCAAAUGGGCCGUGCUGCAGAUGAGGCUGUCAAUGUGAUGACUUCCAAUGGUAGCCACCGGCUGAUUGAGGGGGUUCACCCAGGAUGCCUGGUGGAGAAACUGCCUGACAGCCCUGCCCUGGCCAAGAAGGCAUUACUGGCGCUGAACCAUGGGCUGGACAAGGCCCAUAGCCUGAUGGAGCUGAGCCCCUCAGCCCCAUCAGGUGGCUCCCCACCUUUGGAUUCUUCCAGUUCUCAUGGCCCGAGUUCCCCAGACCCAGACACACCAUCUCCAGUUGGGGACAGCCGAGCCCUGCAGGCCAGCCGAAACACACGCAUUCCCCACUUGGCUGGCAAGAAGGCUGUGGCUGAGGAGGAUAAUGGUUCUAUUGGUGAGGAGACAGACUCCAGUCCAGGCAGGAAGAAGUUUCCCCUAAAAAUUUUUAAGAAGCCUCUUAAGAAAUAGGCAGGAUGGGGGUGGCAGUUGUGAGACAGCUUGUCCUUCCCUGGGUCUUCUGCCUUCCCUUCCUUCGAAAUAUCUGGCCCCUAGAUUGGGGCAUUGAAGGUCUGGCCCAGGGGCCUGGGUACUGUACAUACCUGCUGCCUCCAUCCUCGGUCCUUCAUCAUUAUUUAUUAACUGACCACCGAAGCCUGCCUGCCCUGCUUCCCUCCCAACCGUGGGCUGCUGCUGUCACUCCCUCUCCACUUCAGUGCAUGUCUUAGUUGCUGUUCCUUCAGCUCCCAUCUCCUCUGGGGUCCAGCUUCUGUCUGCUGUCCCAUUUUUGAGGUUUGGUUUUUUGUUUCUCUGUCUCCUGCUCAGGCUCCUCCCUCCCACCAUAUCCCAACUUCCCCUAGCAGUUGUGGGGAAAACAGGAGGAUUAACUUCUGACACUCGUGCCUCAUAUCUCUUUACCCAUGUAUAGUGGUUCUGUUGGCCCCUGACUGGGGCCAAGGGCCUAAUAUGUGACAUUUGUUCUUUGGGAGUAUGGUGGGCUGAAGAGAACCUCAUGCUGGAGUUCACUCAGGUCUCUAGGGAUCCAUAGGGGAGUGAACCAAUUCCCAGAGAACAAGUCUCCAGAGUUUUGAAGAGAGGCCAGGCUAAGGAUGGACUGGGAGAGACCUCUCUUAGUUGGAGGAAGAGUGAAUGCCAGAGCCAUGGGCUAUAAGGCAGUCACCUUUUCUCUCUUGUUGCAUCCACAUCUGCCUCCCUUUAUCCCGCUCCCCCAUACUGUAGGAGUGUUCGUCUCUAAGAGGUGCUGCCUCAAAGCAUCCCCAAGUAUACUCCUUGGGCUUAAAACAAUUGGCUUCCCUGGUUAUGGGAACCACAGUUGUAACAGAGGGUUCUUGUGGAGCCCUGGAGCUGUUGGACAAGGAUGUUGCUGUAUUUGAACCAAAAGACAAAACAGUUUAAAACAAAUCUCCUGAAUUUCCCAAGUGCCUGCACAGCAUACUCCCACUUAGACUCCAUUUUCAUAUUACUGCAUAGCCUGGGCCAAAAUGGACACAACCAAUUUGGGGAAGGGAUGGCAAAGGGAGAUGGUAUAUGUGAAGGCUGUUGUGUGACCACUUCCCCCCAACCUUUCCAUCUUCUAGACAACUUUUACCUGUUUUUGCUAUGGCUGUAAAAGUAUUUUUCCCCUAUGCCCUAUUCUGCCAUGCCUUUAUCCUGGGAUCCUAUUUUGGGCCUGGGGUGGGUGCACCUAGGGCUGGUCUUAGGAGGGUGCUAGGCUGCAGACUGCCUUGUAUCCCCUGGACACCCUCACAUGGGUUUUUCUGUGUUAUUUCAUAAGACUCUUUGAAGUCCAAUAAAGCAUGUAGGAGAUUUUAA